Messenger RNA from Labeo rohita (rohu), 917 nucleotides. Its product is annotated as glutamine-rich protein 2-like. Bases 181 to 888 code for a protein of 235 amino acids. The record is from RefSeq and is a predicted model, not a curated record. The transcript has 2 exons. Lineage: Eukaryota; Metazoa; Chordata; Actinopteri; Cypriniformes; Cyprinidae.
UUUGUAGCCUUUUACGUUGCUUUGGACCCCGCAGUGGUGGCUGCACAGCUGAGACAUGGUGUGCUGGUUCCUGGAUGAGUGGAGCCUGGUGUGCUGGUUUCUGAAUGGGUGGAGCUGUAUGUGGUGGUGUGUGGCUGGAAAGAGCCAGGUGUGCUGGUUCCUGGAUGGGUGGAGCUGUAUAUGGUGGUGUGUGGCUGGAAAGAGCCAGGUGUGCUGGUUCCUGGAUGGGUGGAGCUGUAUAUGGUGGUGUGUGGCUGGAAAGAGCCAGGUGUGCUGGUUCCUGGAUGGGUGGAGCCUGGUGUGCUGGUUCCUGAAUGGGUGGAGCUGUGUGUGGUGGUGUGUGGCUGGAAAGAGCCAGGUGUGCUGGUUCCUGGAUGGGUGGAGCCUGGUGUGCUGGUUCCUGAAUGGGUGGAGCUGUAUGUGGUGGUGUGUGGCUGGAAAGAGCCAGGUGUGCUGGUUCCUGGAUGGGUGGAGCUGUAUAUGGUGGUGUGUGGCUGGAAAGAGCCAGGUGUGCUGGUUCCUGGAUGGGUGGAGCUGUAUAUGGUGGUGUGUGGCUGGAAAGAGCCAGGUGUGCUGGUUCCUGGAUGGGUGGAGCCUGGUGUGCUGGUUCCUGAAUGGGUGGAGCUGUGUGUGGUGGUGUGUGGCUGGAAAGAGCCAGGUGUGCUGGUUCCUGGAUGGGUGGAGCCUGGUGUGCUGGUUCCUGAAUGGGUGGAGCUGUAUGUGGUGGUGUGUGGCUGGAAAGAGCCAGGUGUGCUGGUUCCUGGAUGGGUGGAGCCUGGUGUGCUGGUUCCUGGAUGGGUGGAGCCUGGUGUGCUGGUUCCUGGAUGGGUGGAGCCUGGUGUGCUGGUUCUUGGAUGGGUGAACCACACGGCACCAAAUUUAGAAUGAAGUUCUCCUCAUCUUCUUGAGGCAGUUGG